Molecule: messenger RNA, 1910 nt
Organism: Boleophthalmus pectinirostris (great blue-spotted mudskipper)
Lineage: Eukaryota; Metazoa; Chordata; Actinopteri; Gobiiformes; Gobiidae
Product: activating transcription factor 7-interacting protein 2-like
Exons: 12
Coding region: 63-1112 (349 amino acids)
Molecular function (GO): protein binding
Source: RefSeq, a predicted model, not a curated record
AAGACCGGAAGCACCGCUGCAUCUUUCCUCCUGCAAAUUUAUUACAUGAUUACUCUGUCAGUAUGAGGAGCUCGUACAGUGCCAGAGCAGCUGUUUCUGCCUCCAGCGAACAGAAAAUACGAAUCUCCAAACGAGAGCUAGAACAGUUGGUUGAAGAGGAGGUUGCCUGUGCAAUUAAAAAGGAGGAGAGCAAUCUGGAUGCCCUGAUAAAAAAUAUUCAGCAACAGCUGGGCGAGGGCCUGAACUAUGAAGCUUCAAUCAAAACGCUGCAGGUCCGGAUGAUGGCAGUAACUCAGAGAGCAGAAGAGGCUCUUGCACAUAUAGCACAGAAUCCAACACUUUCUCUUGGUGAUACCAGCAUGAUCCAGUCACAAACUGUCAAGACAGAGAAAAUAGAAAAAACAGAGUUGCUGGACCCAGACAAUGUGACAGUGUCAAGUGUCUCUGAGUUUAUGGAAAAGACAACGAAAAACUUUGAGCGCCUUCAUGCAGAUAAUGCAGCUUUGAAAGCAGCCUUUGAAGAUAUUAAAGAGCGGACAACUCCAUCUCCUAAAAUCAAUGUGUUUGAGGGAUUGGCAAAGCUUAUACAUAUCAAAAAGGAACCAGCAGAGCAUUCAGAAGACCCCAACUCUUCACUCAAAGCAAUAAAGAGAAUAAAGGAGGAACCCUGCUCUGCUGAAGUGAACAGGCAACCCAAGAGGAUCAAGUCUGAGCCGGAGGAGGUGCCAUACCCUCCUUUACCUCCGCUCCCCUUCCCCUAUUCCAUACCUCUAGAGGCCGCGAAAUACAACAUGCCCCCCAGAGUAAAGGUGGAUUUUGCCAUGAUCAAAAACCCCUCCCCUCAGCUGUCUCUGGUCUGGAGCCAAGAGCAGGACGAGCCCAAUAACUCGCUCAUGGACACGUACAGUAUAUACAUCACUACAGAAGUGUCUCCUGGCACUGGUGUGUUCGACGUGUGGCAGAAGCUAGUAGAGCUUACAGCGGAGCCCCUCCCCAUGUUCUACACAUACGUCAAGUUCAAGCCUGGACACAAGAUCUGUGUGUCUGUGGUCGGCAAAGAUACGUUCGGGCGCUAUGGCCCUCACAGCAAAGUGACCUGUGCAAAUUUAUGAUGAUAACAAAUAUUAAAUGCGCUCUAAUUGGAUACCUCAGAAUGUUAUAAUUAUAUGACCUUUAUUUUUUUAUGACUAAAAAUGUUUUUAGUAUAUGGGUUAUGGAAAGAGGAACUGAAUAUGUCACCUAAUAUUGUUUACAAACUGUUUUACUAUUCUACAAUUACAGUAUUUCUAAACUAUAAAUAGACAGAGAAAUAAAUUUUAAAAUGAAUUUUUGAAACACACUAGCUGCCAUGUUCCAAACAGAAAGUGAACAUGGGCACGCUUUUGGCUCCAACUGACUUACAUAGAAAUGCUGUGGUCCUUCUCUCUGUAUCUGCUCCGGUGAGGCUUGGCAUUUUGUUUUUAACCUGUUUUACUUGAUCCUGGUGUUUCUAUUUAUCUCUUUUGUCAGUUAUAUUCCUGUUUCUAAUCUGGAGCCUGGUUCAGCAUCGUGAGCUUCAUUUGACUGAAGCCAAACGCUAUGGGUGACGUCACACUCUUUUAGUUCACUUCUUUGUACUUAUGUCUGUGGUGGGUAAAGUUGUAUGAGUAUGUUGAGUGUGCCACCCAACCAGGAGGAUUGCACUGGACAUUGCCAUGGAUUUUUUACUCCAAAACUCAAUCUGCAUGGGUGGAUUUGCACUUUUUAGUAUGAAAUAACUGUAUCACAACUGUCUCAACAAGUUUUGUUUUUUUUUCUUUCUUUUAUAGUUUUUAUUGCUUGGUGUAAACAAUGUAUUAAAUAUAUCUUGGUGGAAAUAUGUUUUCUAAAAUAAAAAAUAAAGUAGUAUUUAGUUUAUGGUUUUAAGUUGA